Trematomus bernacchii (emerald rockcod) is the source of this 13370-nucleotide messenger RNA. Its product is annotated as titin. The coding region runs from base 372 to 12224 and encodes 3950 amino acids. The record is from RefSeq and is a predicted model, not a curated record. The transcript is spliced from 96 exons. NCBI's taxonomy places the organism in Eukaryota, Metazoa, Chordata, Actinopteri, Perciformes, Nototheniidae.
CCCAGCCCUUUGCUUAGCUGGACUCUUUCCUUCCCCCUGCGUAGCUCUCCUUCGCCCCACCGCCCCAGACCCCCCUCUGCAAUGCUGCCACACCGGCAGCUCCAACAUCGCAACACCUGUAAAUCUUAAAUUCAGGCUUGAUUUUCCUUUUUUCAAUCCUCGAGAAGUUUAACCUUUGGAUUACACCGGCCAGGAAACAAGACAGAGAUCACCAAGUGGAAAUGGAAUAAUUGAAUAACUUGGACACUUUUUACACAUAAGCGGAUGCUGAUUGGAUUGUAUACUGAAGCUGUGAUUUUCCAUUGACUUCUGCAUGAGGAGGCUUUGCCCUCAACUUAAAGGAUUAUAGCUGAAAUUGUCUGCAUAUCAUCAUGACUCAAGGCGCCUCGAAUGCAGCCGCUGCGGCUCAGAGGCCCAGAGGGCUCGGGAUCCUCGGGAAGCUCAAGGUGUCGGCGGAGCUGCUCAUCGCCCUGGCGGCCCUCCUGUCCUGGGGGGUGGUGGGAGUGGUGAUGUUUGACUUUGUGGAGUACAAGGCAGUCCCUGACAUUCAACAAAUCGUGUCGGACCCUGUGCAAGCUGUAAACGAUGCUGUUGACGAAGUAACCAGUCUGUUCAAUAAGUUUCAAGAAUGUGCACCUGAUUUCAGUGACCCCACUUCCGCUGCCACCUACGCAGCUGAGGAGAUAUCGGAAGCAAAAGAUGGAUUUGUUCGCUAUUUUUCAGAUGAAGAAGGGAACUUCUACCUCAGCUAUGUGGACCCGGUGGUCUUCGGUAGACAAGCUUUCCAUUCGACUAAUGAUUUCAUGUGUGGAGUUACGGGCACCUUCAGGGACACACUGUGUGCGAUAGUGGACACCAUAUUGGAUACUAUAUUGGGUAUAAAUAAAGGAGAAGUUGACAUUAGCUACAUCGACCCGGUGGUCACAGGCCGAGGAUUCUUCAGUGUUACUAAUGACUUUAUAUGUGGAGUGGGGGGCUACAUCCAGGGUGUGUUCUGUGCCAUUUUGGACACAAUUUUGGAUGUAGUGAAAGGAACUGUAGAUCUUAGCUUCAUGGACCCUGUGUUGGUGGGCAGAAAUAUCUUCAGUGCUACAAAUGAAAGCGUUAAUGCUGUAGUGGGCUACAUCCAGGAGAUGCUUUGCACCAUCGUAGACAGUGUACUGGAUGUAACAAAAGGAACCACUGACAUUAGCUACAUUGACCCUGUGGUUAUUGGUAGAAAUGCCUUCAGUGUUGCUAACGACAUUCUGAGUAAAAUAUCAGGAUACAUCCAGGAUGUGCUCGGUGCCAUCUUGGAUGUGAUACUGGACACAACACAAGGCAUCCAGGAUGCUAUGGGAUUCAGCCCCAUGUCAGCUGUGAAGAGAACAGUAGAAAUCACCAAAGAGCAGAUAGACAUGCUCGUGAACUACGUCUCCACAAUGAUGUUUGGUGAUCAAGGGAUCCUUCCAGAAGUGUCCGUUGAUCCCAUGAAAGUCAUAGAAGAUGCUGUGUUGGAGUUCUCAGACAAGAAAGAAGUGUUUGUGGCUUACAUGUCGAGCAUGCUUGUUAGGGAUCAAGGUGAACCUGCUGCCACACCAGCUGUUAAAGAUGAAACUGUGUCUCCCCGCUCUGAUAUAACUCUGGUACAUAGGAAAGGAGAAUUUCUGCCACCUAUUGAGAAAGUUGCAGAGAUCAUGAAAGCUGCCAAAGAUGAAGCUGCUGCUGCUGCUGCUGCUGCUGCUGCUGCGUUAGCUGAAGCCCAGGACUCACAGAUUGAAGAGGCUGAAGUUCCCACUGAAUCUGCCAGGGAAGCAGAUGGGAAAGAGGCAGAGGAAGAUGAUGUGAAACACGUCCACCUUGAAGAGACUGAACAUGAACCUUCUCCAGAAGAUGAGGCAGAAGAGGCUGAUGCUGAGGAAGAGGAGAUUAAAGCAGAGGAGGUUGUAGCACAUGCGGAGGAGAAGGAGGAGGAGGAGGAGAUCAAAGAUGAUGAAGGUGUUGCUACAGAAGGGAAAGAGGAAUUAAAAACAGAGAUAGAAGAAGAAGAAGAAGAAGAAGAGGUGGAGCCAAAAACUGAAGAAGAGGUGGAGCCAAAAACUGAAGAAGAGGUGGAGCCAAAAACUGAAGAAGAGGUGGAGCCAAAAACUGAAGAAGAGGUGGAGCCAAGAACUGAAGAAGAGGUGGAGCCAAAAACUGAAGAAGAGGUGGAGCCAAAAACUGAAGAAGAGGUGGAGCCAAAAACUGGAGAAGAGGUGGAGCCAAAAACUGAAGAAGAGGUGGAGCCAAAAACUGAAGAAGAGGUGGAGCCAAAAACUGGAGAAGAGGUGGAGCCAAAAACUGAAGAAGAGGUGGAAGAAUUGAAGCCAGAGGAAGAGGAGACUGAAGCUGAAGAAGAAUCAGUCAAAGAAGUGGAGACCAAAACUGAAGAUUUGAUAGAGGAGGAGGAUGAGGAGGAUGAGGAAGAGGAGGGAACUCGAACAGAGGAAGAGGCAGUAAAAGAAGAAGAGGAGGAUACCAAAUCGGCAGAUCUUGAGGAAGAAAAGAAGAAAGAGGGGGAGACCAAAUCUGAAGAAGAUGCAGUAGAAGAGGAGGAAGAGGAGGAAGAGGAGAAGGAGACAGAAACUGAAGAAGUUGCUGUAGAAGAGAAAGAGGAGGCAGAGGAAACCAAAACUGAAGAAGAUACAGUAAAGGUUGAGGAGGAAGAGGAGGAGGAAGAGGAGGAAGAAACUGUAGAAAUGCUGGUAGAAGAGGAAGAGGAGGAUGAGACCAAAACUGAAGAAAAAGCUGAAGAGGAGAAGAUGGAAGAUGAAGAUCUCCCUGUUGAUGAAGAAUCAGAUGAAGAACAAACGGACAUUUCUGAAACUCAUGUCCAAUAUGAGUUUGUAAAAACUGACCAGGACGAUCAAGCUCUAGAUCUGGACGAUGAUGAGGAGGAAGAUGAGGAGGAAGAAGACCAACUGGACAAAGUGGAGAAGAUGGAGGUGGAAGAUGAAGAAAAAGAGACACCUGUCCAACAACUUGAUCUUGAAAUUCUAGCAACUGAACAAGUUGAUAAUACCAGUGUAGUGCCUGAAUCUGAUGAUGAGGAAGAAGAAGACAUUAUUGAUGAAGACCAAGACGAAUACUCCGACAUCAUUGACGAUCAGGAUGAAAACAACAACAACAGUGAGAGUGGGAAAACUGAACUCAAACGUAGGAGGAAGGUUCAUAUUCCCUUUGAGAGGCUCAGAAGAGCCGGAUCCAAAGCUGCUCACAGAGAAGAACGCCUUGAAGAUGAGAAAGAACUCCCAGCCGCCGAAACUGAAAAAGAGGAGAAAAAAGUUGAGGAAGACAAACUUGAGGAAACUAUUGAGAUGAAACUAAAAGAAGAAAAGCCAAAGGAGGUGACCAAACCCCUUGAAAAGGAACCACCAACGCCCAAAGAAGAAGAGUCUAAAAAGGAGGAAGAACCUAAGAAACCAUCCAAAGAAGAGGGAGAAGUCAGGAGGCCUUCAGAGGAGAAGAAAGAAACACUAAAGCCUGAACAGAAGACAUCAGUGACAAAACCCUCUGAAGAAAAAACAGAUGUGGAAACACCACCCAAAGACGAAAAGGAAGUCCAGAAACUUCUCAAAGGAGAGAAAGAUGAUGAGAAACAUCUCAAAGAAGAGAAAGAAGCCAAGAAACAUCCAGAAGAAGUAAAAGAGGUCAUACAGCCUAUCAAAGAGGACAAAGAAGUGAAGAAGCCACUCAAAAAAGACAAAGAGGUCAAGAAACCUCUUGCAGAAGAGAAAGAAGUCAAGAAACCGUCUAAAGAAGACAAAGAAGUCAAGGAACCUCUUGCAGAAGACAAAGAAGUCAGGAAACAACUUAAAGAAGACAAAGAAGUCAAGAAACCAUCUAGAGAAGACAAGACAUCUCUCAAAGAAGAGAGAGGGGUCAAGAAACCAUCUAGAGAAGACAAGACAUCUCUCAAAGAAGAGAGAGGGGUCAAGAAACCAUCUAGAGAAGACAAGACAUCUCUCAAAGAAGACAAAGAAGUCAAGAAACCAUCGAGAGAAGACAAGACAUCUCUCAAAGAAGACAAAGAAGUCAAGAAACCAUCUAGAGACGACAAGACAUCCCUCAAAGAAGAGAGAGAGGUCAAGAAACCAUCUAGAGACGACAAGACAUCUCUCAAAGAAGACAAAGAAGUCAAGAAACCAUCUAGAGACGACAAGACAUCCCUCAAAGAAGAGAGAGAGGUCAAGAAACCAUCUAGAGACGACAAGACAUCUCUCAAAGAAGACAAAGAGGCCAUGAAAGCUCUAAAAGAAGACAAAGAAGUCAAGAAGCAACCAAAAGAAGACAAAGAGUCCAAGAAAUCUCUCUCAGAAGAGAAAGACAUCAAGAAAAUGUCUAAAGAAGAGAAAAUAGUCGAUAAACCUAUUAAAGAAGAGAAAGAAGUUAAGAAACUAUCUAGAGAAGACAAAGAAGUCAAGAAACCAACCAAAGAAGGCAAGGAAGUCAAGAAGCAACCAAAAGAAGACAAAGAUUCCAAGAAACUUCUCCAAGAAGACAAAGAAGUCAAGAAACCAUCCAAAGAAGACAAGGAAGUCAAGAAACAACCAAAAGAAGACAAAGAGUCCAAUAAACUUCUCCAAGAAGACAAAGAAGUCAAGAAACCAUCCAAAGAAGACAAGGAGUCCAAGAAACCUCUCAAAGAAGACAAAGAGUCCAAGAAAUCUCUCAAAGAAGACAAAGAAGUCAAGAAACCAUCCAAAGAAGACAAAGAGUCCAAGAAACCUCUCAAAGAAGACAAAGAGUCCAAGAAAUCUCUCAAAGAAGACAAAGAAGUCAAGAAACCUCUCAAAGAAGUCAAGAAACCUCUCAAAGAAGACAAGACACCUCUCAAAGAAGACAAGACAUUCACGAAACCAACCAAAGAAGACAAGACAGUCACGAAACCAUCCAAAGAAGACAAGACAGUCACGAAACCAUCAAAAGAAGACAAGACAGUUACGAAACCAACCAAAGAAGACAAGACAGUCACGAAACCAUCCAAAGAAGACAAGACAGUCACGAAACCAUCCAAAGAAGACAAGACAUUCACGAAACCAACCAAAGAAGACAAGACAGUCACGAAACCAUCCAAAGAAGACAAGACAGUCACGAAACCAUCCAAAGAAGACAAGACAGUCACGAAACCAUCCAAAGAAGACAAGACAGUCACAAAACCAUCCAAAGACGACAAGACAGUCACGAAACCAACCAAAGAAGACAAGACAGUCACAAAACCAACCAAAGAAGACAAGACAGUCACGAAACCAACCAAAGAAGACAAGACAGUCACGAAACCAACCAAAGACGACAAGACAGUCACGAAACCAACCAAAGAAGACAAGACAGUCACGAAACCAACCAAAGAAGACAAGACAGUCACGAAACCAUCCAAAGAAGACAAGACAGUCAGGAAACUUCUCAAAGAAAAGAAAGGAGUCGAUAAACUUAUUAAAGAAAAGAAAGAAGUUAAGAAACCAUCCAAAGAAGACAAGGAAAACCGCAAACCAUCUAGAGAGGAGAAAGUAGUCAAGAAACUUCUCAAAGAAGAAAAAGAAGACAAGCAAGUCAUUAAAGCUUCUAAAAAGGAGAAAGAAGCAGAGACACCUCUUAAAGACGAGAAAGCAUUUAAUACAUCUAUUGCAGUAGGGAUAGCAUUCAAGAAACCAUCUAAGGAAGACGAGAAAGUCAGUAAACCAUCCCAAGAGAAAAUAGAAGUCUGGAAACUUCUGAAAGAAAAGAAAGCAGAAACAAAACCAUCCAAAGAUGAGAAAGAAGUCAAGAAACCUCUUAAAGACGAGAAAGCAUUUAAUACAUCUAUUGCAGUAGGGAUAGCAUUCAAGAAACCAUCCAAGGAAGACGAAAAAAUCAGUAAACCAUCCCAAGAGAAAAUAGAAGUCUGGAAACUUCUGAAAGAAAAGAAAGCAGAAACAAAACCAUCCAAAGAAGAGAAAGAAGUCAAAAAAACCUCCAAAGAUGAGAAAGAAGUCAAGAAACCUCUUAAAGAAGAGAAAGCAUUUAAUACAUCUAUUGCAGUAGGGAUAGCAUUCAAGAAACCAUCUAAGGAAGACGAGAAAGUUGGUAAACCAUCCCGAGAAGAUAAAGAAGACAAGAAACCAUCCAAAAAAGUAAAAGAAACUGAGAAAUCAUCUAAAGAAGACAAGGAAGUGAGAAAACUGUCUAAAAAGGAGAAAGAAGCAGAAACACCUCUUAAAGACGAGAAAGCAUUUAAUACAUCUAUUGCAGUAGGUAUAGCAUUCAAGAAACCAUCUAAGGAAGAGGAGAAAAUCGGUAAACCAUCCCAAGAGAAAAUAGAAGUCUGGAAACUUCUUAAAGAAAAGAAAGCAGAAACAAAACCAUCCAAAGAAGAGAAGGAAGUCAAGGAAGCUUCUAAAACAGAGAAAGAAGUCAAGAAAAUCCCUGAAGAAGACAAAGAGGUAAAGAAACCAUCUACAAAUAAGAUAGAAGUCACAAAGCCAUCCAAAGAACAGAAAGAGGAGAAGAAACCACUGAGAGAAGGAAGGGAAGAGAAGAAACAUCCUAAGGAAGAGAAAGCCAUGAAAAUAACUCUCAAAGAAGAGACAGAAGUGAAGGAACCACCUAAAAAAGUAAAAGAGGUCAAAAAGCUUCUCAAAGAGGAGAAGGAGGAACUAAGACCAAUGACUGCCAUCACGAAGCCUGCAAAAGAAGAACCAGAACAGAUCUCUAAGGAGUUGAAGGAGAAGGAAAAGGAAGCAAGUCCUUCCAAAGAAAGGGCAGUACCAAUGAAGCCCUCUGAAGAAAAACCUGAACCAGAGAAACCUUCUAAAGACGAAAAAGAGGUCAAGGUUAUUCUCACAGAAGAAAAGGAACCAAAGAAGAUCUCUAAGGAAGACAAAGAACCCAUCAAGAAGAGAGACACUAAGAAAGUGGCAGCUCCCAAGGAGUCCAAGAAAGAAGCAAAGGAAAAAAUCACAACUAAACCUGUAAAACCAGACACUGAACCCAAAAAGGCUGUAAGCGGGAUUAAAAUAGUCAAAAAGGAGGUUGCGUCUCUUUUGAUGAAGGACCAUCUUAAUGUUACAAAAGCAGAGGUUCGUCAAGUACCUAAAGUAAAAUCCAAGCCAGAACCUGCAAAGAAAGCAGCGGCAUUUCCCAAGGAACCUAAGAAGGAACCAAAGGAAAAAGUAAAACCUAAACCUGUAGAAAAAGACGCUGGACCCAAAAAGGCUGUAAGGGGGAUUCAAAUAGUCAAAAAGGAGGUUGCGUCUCUCUUGAAGAAGGAGCAUCUUAAUGUUACCAAAGCAGAGGUUCCAGAGGUACCCAAAGUGAAAGCCAAGCCAGAACCUGCAAAGAAAGCAGCUGCACCUCCCAAGGAACCUAAGAAGGAACCAAAGGAACAAGUCAAAACUAAACCUGUAGAAAAAGACGCUGAACCCAAAAAGGCAGAAAAGGUGACUGAAGAAGUCAAAAAGGAGGUUGUGUCUCUCUUGAAGAAGGAGCAUCUUAAUGUUACCAAAGCAGAGGUUCCAGAGGUCCCUAAAGUGAAAGCCAAACCAGAACCUGCAAAAAAAGCAGCGGUACCUCCCAAGGAACCUAAGAAGGAACCAAAGGAAAAAGUCACACCUAAACCUGUAGAAAAAGAAGCUGAACCCAAAAAGGCAGAAAAGGUGACAAAAGUCGUCAAGAAAGAGGCUGCUCCUGUCCUGAAGAAGGAACAACUUGAUGUUACAAAAGCAGAAGCUGAACCCAAAAAGGCAGAAAAGGUGACUAAAGUCAUCAAGAAAGAGGUUGCUCCUGUCCUGAAGAAGGAACAACUUGAUGUUACAAAAGCAGCAGCGGCACUUCCCAAGGAACCUAAGAAGGAACCAAAGGAACAAGUCAAACCUAAACCUGUAGAAAAAGAAGCUGAACCCAAAAAGGCAGAAAAGGUGACUAAAGUCAUCAAGAAAGAGGCUGCUCCUGUCCUGAAGAAGGAACAACUUGAUGUUACAAAAGCAGAAGUUCCUGAAGAACCUAAACUGAAAGCCAAGCCAGAACCUGCAAAGAAAGCAGCGGCUCUUCCCAAGGAACCUAAGAAGGAACCAAAGGAACAAGUCAAACCUAAACCUGUAGAAAAAGAAGCUGAACCCAAAAAGGCAGAAAAGGUGACUAAAGUCAUCAAGAAAGAGGUUGCUCCUGUCCUGAAGAAGGAACAACUUGAUGUUACAAAAGCAGAAGUUCCUGAAGAACCUAAACUGAAAGCCAAGCCAGAACCUGCAAAGAAAGCAGCUGCACUUCCCAAGGAACCUAAGAAGGAACCAAAGGAACAAGUCAAACCUAAACCUGUAGAAAAAGAAGCUGAACCCAAAAAGGCAGAAAAUGUGACUAAAGUCGUCAAGAAAGAGGCUGCUCCUGUCCUGAAGAAGGAACAACUUGAUGUUACAAAAGCAGAAGUUCCUGAAGAACCUAAACUGAAAGCCAAGCCAGAACCUGCAAGGAAAGCAGCUGCACUUCCCAAGGAACCUAAGAAGGAACCAAAGGAACAAGUCAAACCUAAACCUGUAGAAAAAGACGCUGAACCCAAAAAGGCAGAAAAGGUGACUAAAGAAGUCAAAAAGGAGGUUGCGUCUCUCUUGAAGAAGGAGCAUCUUAAUGUUACCAAAGCAGCAGUGGCACCUCCCAAGGAACCUAAGAAGGAACCAAAGGAACAAGUCAAAGCUAAACCUGUAGAAAAAGAAGCUGAACCCAAAAAGGCUGAAAAGGUGACUAAGGUCGUCAAGAAAGAGGCUGCUCCUGUCCUGAAGAAGGAACAACUUGAUGUUGCAAAAGCAGAAGUUCCCGAAGAACCUAAACUGAAAGCCAAGUCAGAACCUGCAAAGAAAGCAGCUGCACCUCCCAAGGAACCUAAGAAGGAACCAAAGGAACAAGUCAAACCUAAACCUGUAGAAAAAGACGCUGAACCCAAAAAGGCAGAAAAGGUGACUAAAGAAGUCAAAAAGGAGGUUGCGUCUCUCUUGAAGAAGGAACAUCUUAAUGUUACCAAAGCAGAUUCUCCAACAUUAGAAGUACCCAAAGUGAAAGCCAAAACAGAACCUGCAAAGAAAGCAGUGGCACCUCCCAAGGAACCUAAGAAGGAACCAAAGGAACAAGUCACACCUAAACCUGUAGAAAAAGAAGCUGAACCCAAAAAGGCUGAAAAUGUGACUAAGGUCGUCAAGAAAGAGGCUGCUCCUGUCCUGAAGAAGGAACAACUUGAUGUUGCAAAAGCAGAAGUUCCUGAAGAACCUAAACUGAAAGCCAAGUCAGAACCUGCAAGGAAAGCUGCAGCACCUCCCAAGGAACCUAAGAAGGAACCAAAGGAACAAGUCAAACCUAAACCUGUAGAAAAAGAUGCUGGACCCAAAAAGGCUGAAAAGGUGACUAAGGUCGUCAAGAAAGAGGCUGCUCCUGUCCUGAAGAAGGAACAACUUGAUGUUACAAAAGCAGCAGUGGCACCUCCCAAGGAACCUAAGAAGGAACCAAAGGAACAAGUCAAAGCUAAACCUGUAGAAAAAGAAGCUGAACCCAAAAAGGCAGAAAAUGUGACUAAAGAAGUCAAGAAAGAGGCUGCUCCUGUCCUGAAGAAGGAACAACUUGAUGUUACAAAAGCAGAAGUUCCUGAAGAACCUAAACUGAAAGCCAAGUCAGAACCUGCAAAGAAAGCAGCGGCACUUCCCAAGGAACCUAAGAAGGAACCAAAGGAACAAGUCAAACCUAAACCUGUAGAAAAAGAAGCUGAACCCAAAAAGGCUGAAAAGAUGACUAAGGUCGUCAAGAAAGAGGCUGCUCCUGUCCUGAAGAAGGAACAACUUGAUGUUACAAAAGCAGAAGUUCCUGAAGAACCUAAACUGAAAGCCAAGCCAGAACCUGCAAGGAAAGCAGCGGCACUUCCCAAGGAACCUAAGAAGGAACCAAAGGAACAAGUCAAACCUAAACCUGUAGAAAAAGACGCUGGACCCAAAAAGGCAGAAAAGGUGACUAAAGUCAUCAAGAAAGAGGCUGCUCCUGUCCUGAAGAAGGAACAACUUGAUGUUACAAAAGCAGAAGUUGCUGAAGAACCUAAACUGAAAGCCAAGUCAGAACCUGCAAGGAAAGCUGCAGCACUUCCCAAGGAACCUAAGAAGGAACCAAAGGAACAAGUCAAACCUAAACCUGUAGAAAAAGACGCUGAACCCAAAAAGGCAGAAAAGGUGACUAAAGAAGUCAAAAAGGAGGUUGCGUCUCUCUUGAAGAAGGAGCAUCUUAAUGUUACCAAAGCAGAGGUUCCAGAAGAACCCAAACUGAAAGCCAAAACAGAACCUGCAAAGAAAGCAGCUGCACCUCCCAAGGAACCUAAGAAGGAACCAACGGAACAAGUCACAUCUAAACCUGUAGAAAAAGAAGCUGAACCCAAAAAGGCAGAAAAGGUGACUAAAGUCAUCAAGAAAGAGGCUGCUCCUGUCCUGAAGAAGGAACAACUUGAUGUUACAAAAGCAGAAGUUCCUGAAGAACCUAAACUGAAAGCCAAGUCAGAACCUGCAAAGAAAGCAGCGGCACUUCCCAAGGAACCUAAGAAGGAACCAAAGGAACAAGUCAAACCUAAACCUGUAGAAAAAGACGCUGAACCCAAAAAGGCAGAAAAGGUGACUAAGGAAGUCAAAAAGGAGGUUGCGUCUCUCUUGAAGAAGGACCAUCUUAAUGUUACCAAAGCAGAGGUUCCAGAAGUACCCAAAGUGAGAGCCAAAACAGAACCUGCAAAGAAAGCAGUGGCUCCUCCCAAGGACCCUAAGAAGGAACCAAAGGAACAAGUCAAACCUAAACCUGUAGAAAAAGAAGCUGAACCCAAAAAGGCAGAAAAGGUGACUAAAGUAAUCAAGAAAGAGGCUGCUCCUGUCCUGAAGAAGGAACAACUUGAUGUUACAAAAGCAGAGGUUCCAGAGGUACCCAAAGUGAAAGCCAAGUCAGAACCUGCAAAGAAAGCAGCUGCUCCUCCCAAGGAACCUAAGAAGGAACCAAAGGAACAAGUCAAACCUAAACCUGUAGAAAAAGAAGCUGAACCCAAAAAGGCUGAAAAGGUGACUAAAGUCAUCAAGAAAGAGGCUGCUCCUGUCCUGAAGAAGGAACAACUUGAUGUUACAAAAGCAGCAGCGGCUCUUCCCAAGGAACCUAAGAAGGAACCAAAGGAACAAGUCAAACCUAAACCUGUAGAAAAAGAUGUUCCUGAAGUUCCUAAGGUGAAAGCCAAAGCAGUAACUGAGAAGAAAGCUACCAAGGAGCCCAAGAAGGAACCAAAGGAAAAACUCAAAUCUGUAUCUGUAAAACCAGAAGUACCAAAGGAAAAGGCCAAAGCAGCUCCUACUAAGAAAGAAGCUGUUGUUCCAAAAGAAAAGUCCAAACCAGUCAUCUUGAAAAAAGAACAAGAGGGCACUCCAAGAAAUGCCUCUCUGGUGAAACAGAGAGUCAAAAUAGUGCCUAUGAAAAAAGAAGUCAAGGCACCUAAAGAGAAAGUCAAGUCGGUCUCUCCAGUGACAGAAGCAGCGGUUUCAAAAGAGAAGCCCAAAUCAGCUCCUAAAAAGAAAGAACCUGCUCCACUUAAGACAAAAGCAGCCUCAGUGCUCAAAGUAGCAGAAGUAGCGCACAAAAAUGUCUCCAUAACAAAGGAGAAGGCAAAGGUGGUGCCGCUGAAGAAAGAAGUUGAGCUUCUCAAGGAGAAGAAGGCCACGCCAGUGACCCCCACCAAAGCACCUGCUAUCAAAGCAAAACCUGCAGAAAAGAAGAAAGAACCUGAGGCCAAGGCACUUCUUGCCAAAACAGAACUGGACAUAUCUAAAGAAAUGGACAAACUUGCUGAAUUGGAGAAAGCCAUUUCUAGGGAAAAGGCCAGAGCGCUGCGUUUGAGGAAAGAGCUUGACAUUUUAAAAGAGCAAGUCAAACCCAUCGCAACAGAGAAAGAAGACAGAGUUCGUAAAGAAAAACCAGAGCCUGUAGAGAAAGAAAAAACUCUAAAGAAGAAGGCCGCCAAAGAAGAGAAAUCUAAAGAGGACAGAGUUCUUAAAGAGAUACAGGAGCCGGCAAAGAAAGAAAAAGCUGCUGAGAAGAAAGUGGCUAAGGAGGAGAAAAUCAAAGCCGAGGCUUCUGUAUCGGACAGCUUUCAGAUGGAAGAAGAGCCCUACUUCCAGUGUUUCUUCGUGGACGAGGAAGAGGCCCAGUUUCCUUUCUACGCCUUCUCACCGAUGCAGAUUUGAUAGGUUUACAAUUUAGUCAAUUUUACUGAUAACGACAAGGUCACGUCACGCCCUGCCGGCGCUGCUGAAACGCAGACGGCUGCUCACUGCUGGUCUUCAGGAGAUAACCCUGGACCGCAGAGGAUGACGAGGGAUUUUAUAUGAUGGACCGAUUUUAUUUAACUUCCAGAUUUGGUUGAGCUCUCUUUCCAUGCAGCCAGUGUCAUUCCUUUCCAUUUUUAUUUGUAUUUAUUGAUUAUUUCUGUGUUUAAUUGUUUUGAAAGGUGGAUAUCAUGAUGGAACAAUAUCGUUUAUUACCUCUGUGGAUCAUUCAUUUAGAUCCCCACAGCAACACAAGCAAAGUAAUACAAUUGUGCAUUUUUUUGAAGAAGAAACAUAGUGCUGUACACAGGGUACAGGGCCACAGUUGCAUUUUCAUGGGUUCAAUUCCCACAUUUACUUGAAAAGUGGUUUGUACAGUUAUCAUGCAUUUUACGCACCGUCAUUGUCUUUUUCCUUCACUGCAUUGUAGAUGGCGAGUCUUUAAUGCUCACCUUUUUUGCCUUUAGGCCCUGGAACAAACAAUUGGCCAUUUGUGUUGUCUGUGCAUAAUUCAUGAUAUUUAUGAUUUUUUCAGUUAUUUAAAAAAGAAACUUAUUUUCUCACAUAUUCCUCUAUCUAAUGAAAGAAAGUUGUUUCUGUUUCUGUCUCCUAUGUCUACUAUGUGUCAAAAGGAAUGACCACACACUGUAUAUGAGAGCUCCCAAAUGUUCUGAGGAAAAACUACCUACUAAGUCUUAUUAAACUACCACCAUGUGCACACAGCUCCUCAUUUUGACAUCUAAAAUCAAGCAAUGCAUGGCCUGCAGUGUCAGGGUUCAUAUCAAAGUAAAGCAUUCAUUCACUAGUUGGAUGUUAUGUUAGAAAGUUGUGUUUUUUCCAGCUGCUCACUGUUGGAAUACUUAAUCUAUGGCAUUUUAAUUUAAAAAAUAUGUUUUACAAGCUGGGACAUUAUUAGUAGGGAACAUGUGAGGAUUUAUUUUGUCAGUCAAGAAGGAUGUGGCUAACAGCGAUUCCUUGAUAGACCAAAAACACACUGACCCUUGGUUCAGUGUCUGUGUGCACAACAUAGAAACAUGAUAUAUAUAUUUAGCAACCUUUUGAACA